AUGCGGAAAGCUCAGUACCUGCAAACCCCUACCCAAGACGACGAUUCGACCUCACGCUCUUCCGCCGUCGACUGUGACACGAUCCCGUCUCUGCAAGCAACACCCAACCGAGCCGAUACACCAGUAGUGAUAGCCUCACUCAGCUCUGCCCCUCGCACUGCUCCCUCUGAAUGGUGCGCCGCUUCCACCAAGACCGAUACUGCCAGCGCAAGAUCCCCGAGUCGCCCGUCCGGCCUGUGUCCCCGGCGACAUCCCUCACUCUUUGUUGGAUCAUGCAUCCCGCCAGCUGAUAUACUUUCCGGUCAACCGGCGCCAUCUCUCCCGCCUGUCCACUCAAACGCCGUCUCGCCUAGUUUGAUUGCUCGCGCCUCAAACCGGCAACAACACGACCUCACCCAGUUUGACGGUACCCAACCACUGCGCUUUCUCGGCAAGCGACCGUUCCGGCUGGCCCAGCUCAGCUCCGCCAUGGCAUCCGAUCCGCCCAAGAAGCACCGCACAGGCUCAUCGCCUCCCAAACGGUUCGAGCUACCCUCCGUUGCCACGGCGCCUCUUACAAGAACUUCGGCACGACAAUUCCGCGAGCCCGUCUGUUCUCCUCUCUUCUUCUCUAACUCGCCUAUACGACAUAAGAGCAGGCCAUCGGCCGACUCGACGUCUGAUCUCGCCGCCAGUAUGCUCGCCCCUCUCGGCCAAGAUUCACGCGAGACCGUAACGACUCUCAAGCUUCCCAGGACCAGCGUCAGCGCCGUUAGUCCCACAGCGUCUGGAAGCACCCCAGGCAGCCUGGCCUCUUCCAUAGACGUCUCGGGAUCCUCUACAAGCCCCGACAGCGUCGUCAUGCCUGGCAACUUGCAAAUCCUCCGCUCCAUUGGUAUACUGGAGCUUCUAGAAAACGAUAUACGACCUACCUUUAUGAUUAAUCUUCAAAACCCGUCCAACACGACCCAACCUCACCUUCCUAUACAAUAUUCCAACCCUUCCCUUCGCGCUUGUUACGAGUUACAUCCUUUAGUAAACGCCGGCUUCGAGAGCAACCCGACAACUCCAGAAUUCAACCACUUCAGGGAAUGGGUUCUCUGCUCGACGCCAACAGCAGAACAGCCGGAGCUCGGCUUCCCUACAUGUGAGUACGGUCACAUCACUUGGACCAAGUCGACAGUCCGACAACGAUUCCGCUUCGUAUCUGGGAGCAUCAACCUGAGAGAGUCUUCCGACAUUUCCGAUCAUGGGGCCCCCAGCGCGGAAGCUCCCGAAUGCCCCGAUGAGGAUACCAUCCCCUCAAAGCUGGAGGCCCAAGCAGAUUCCGAGGCGGAUGCUCUGGAACCACUGGAUUACUUUGGCGACGCUGCCGUUGAGCCAUCUGCUGACAGCAGAGCUAAUAACUUUGAGAGAGCAUUGAUCCAUCAAUCACAAAACCUACAACCCGGGCACCCCGAUGAAUUCACCAACCAAGUAUUACAGUCCAAGGAGUCGAGGCCCUUUUUCGACUGGACAAGAAUACCCAUGACCGAUUCUCUCCCCGAGCACAUCAAACUGGUAAAGACGACAGACUGGGCGUCUACACCGCUAGGUCCCAUUGAGGAAUGGCCUCACGAGUUGAGGACGCUUUCGAAUCUCGUUAUGGGUAGUCCACACGCUGCCACGUUAUAUUGGGGGCCUGAAUAUAUCAGCCUAUACAACGCCGCGUACGUCGAACUCGUUGGCAAAAAACACCCACGUAUCAUGGGAAUGAGGCAUUUUGACGCUUGGGAGGAAAUUUACGAUGAGUUCGAGCCCGUUUUCCGGAGUGCUUGGGAAUCUGGUCAGGCAACUAUGAAACACGACAGCCGCCUCUUCCUGCGGCGGGAUGGCUAUCUCGAAGAGACGUUCUUUUCAUGGUCUCUGGUACCGGUAGUUGGAGGAGAUGGUCAAGUUGUAGGCUUAUACAGCCCUGCAUUCGAAAACACUCGUCGGAAAAUCAACGAAAGACGCAUGCUUACGUUGCGAGAGAUUGGUGAACGGACCGCUACGGCGACUACGGUGAGCGGAUUUUGGCCCUUGGUCCAACAAGGACUCGAAUACAACGAGUUUGACGUCCCGUUCAAUCUUAUUUAUUCCACAUCCAAGGAGGACGCAGAGAGCGAAAUAUCAUCUGUGCGUUCUGGGAGCCUGUCACACCCAACCCAUCUCACGCUUGAAGCGUCAUCCGGCGCGCCAGAGGGACACCCGGCUGCCCCAAAGAUAGUCGAUUUACGCACAUAUGACGGCGGCUUCGCGCCGUAUAUCAGAAAAUCCAUCAACAUGGGCGGUAUUCCUAUCGUAUUAUCCCAGAGAAAUGGCACUCUCCCUGAGGAACUCAUCGAAGGUCUCCAGUGGCGUGGAUUCGGUGACCCUUGCAGGACAAUCGUCGUUCAUCCCAUCGUCUCUACUAGCGCCGGCGAAUCUGUGACUGACUUUUUGAUCAUCGGCGUUAACCCAAGGCGACCUUAUGAUGACGACUACCAGCUCUUUAUUCAUUUAUUGGCAAGACAACUGGCAACUUCUAUGGCGUCAGUCGUACUCUUUGAAGAGGAAAUCAAGCGUGGGCAAAUGGCGGCGAAGCUUGCUGCCGAGGAUCGCCGAGAGCUCUCGAUGCAACUCCUUCUUCGAACGCAAGAAGCAAACGAAAGCGAGCAUAGAUUCACGCGGAUGGCGGCGUACGCGCCAGUCGGCAUGUUUAUUGCAGACGCUGCAGGCAAAAUCAACUACUGCAACGAUAUGUGGUGGCACAUCUCACGUUGCGCCCGUGAAGAUAUGCUAGAGGACGUUUGGAUGGAUCUUGUCCACCCAGAGGACAAAGACGCCCUGGGGCGUGCCUGGACAACAUUGGUUGAGGAGAAAGUCAUCGUCUCUCAGGAAUUUCGGUUCAAGACAUCUGAACAAGAAGGGGAUCAUACAAAAGAUAAUUGGGUUCUGAUGAGCGCUUUCCCGGAGCAAAAUGCGGAUGGCCAUCUCAAGUCCAUCUUUGGCUGCAUAACCGAUAUUUCCUCACAGAAGUGGGCAGAAAGAGUCCAAAUUGAACGGAGAGAGGAAGCUGUCGAACUCAAGCGGCAGCAGGAGAAUUUCAUCGACAUUACCAGCCAUGAAAUGCGCAAUCCCCUCUCUGCGAUUCUGCAGUGCGCAGAUCAAAUCGCAAACAACAUCACUGCAUUCAACACGCGCAAUAUCGAGCACGUCGAGGCACUUCUCGAAAGCUGCCUUGAUGCGGCUAACACGAUUAAUCUGUGCGCAAGCCACCAAAAGCGAAUCGUUGAUGACAUUUUGACGCUGUCCAAGCUGGACUCGAACUUACUUACCGUUACUCCAGUAGCGGAACAGCCAGUGAGGGUCGUACGCCGGACACUCAAAAUGUUUGAAGCUGAGCUUGCAGCCCACGAUAUUGAUUUUGAAUUUACGGUCGACGAUAGCUUCGAAAAGCACGGGGUCAAGUGGACGAAGCUCGACCCAUCACGCCUCCGCCAGGUCCUGAUCAAUCUGAUGACCAAUGCGAUCAAAUUUACCCAAGGGCGCCAAAAUCGACAUAUCAAGGUUGUCCUGAGUGCCUCGCGCGAUAUUUCCGAGGUCGCCAGCGAGAGCACCUACUUUCCUCGAAAUGCCAAUCAGAUUGGCAGCGCAAUGGACAUUGACAGCGAGGACGACUGGGGCACUGGUGAUAAGAUUAACAUUCACUGCACCGUCGAGGACACCGGGCCUGGUCUCGCGGAAGAGGAGCUCCGUAUUCUGUUUCAGCGGUUCAAGCAGGCAACGCCCAGGACCCAUGUGCAGUACGGUGGCUCCGGCCUGGGCCUCUUCAUUUCGCGCAUUCUGACCGAGAUGCAGGGCGGCCAAAUCGGUGUGACGUCCACGGCCGGCCAGGGAAGCAAGUUUAGCUUCUACAUCCAAAGCCGGCAGUGCGCCGACGCAUCCGAGCCGUUUGAGUCUCUCUCGUGCUUUUCCCUUUCGCGACAGUGCCGCUUGGUGGCUGGCCCUGAAGCCGGCGGCCAAGCGGAAUGUGCCACCCACGGUCAGCUGGCCGGCGGCGGCGCCCGAAAGCCACCCUCCUCUACCCCGGCCGGCGGCGGCGGCAGCAGCAGCAGCAGUGCGCAGCACGAUGUGCUCAUCGUCGAAGACAACAUCGUCAAUCAAAAGGUGCUGCAGCGGCAGCUCGUCAACCGCGGACACACCACCUUCGUGGCCAACCACGGGCAGGAGGCGCUCGAGACGCUGCGGCGGUCGCGCUUCUGGCGGGGCCGCGAGCGCGACGGCGUCGCCAUCUCCGUCGUGCUCCUCGACCUCGAGAUGCCCGUCAUGGACGGCGUGACGUGCGCCCGCCGCGUGCGCGCGCUUGAGCGUGCAGGCACCAUCACCCGCCACGUUCCCAUCAUCGCCGUCACCGCGUACGCCCGCCCGGAGCAGAUUGCCGACGCCAAGGCCGCGGGAAUCGACGACGUCAUCUCCAAGCCGUUUCGCAUCCCGGAGCUGCUGCCGCGCAUCGACGAGCUCGUCAGCCAGCACGGCGGCGGUGACAAAAGUGGCACGCUGCCCUCCACGUAG
Cordyceps fumosorosea ARSEF 2679 is the source of this 4554-nucleotide messenger RNA. Its product is annotated as ethylene receptor. NCBI's taxonomy places the organism in Eukaryota, Fungi, Ascomycota, Sordariomycetes, Hypocreales, Cordycipitaceae. The record is from RefSeq and is a predicted model, not a curated record. Gene Ontology annotation, biological process: phosphorylation; regulation of DNA-templated transcription; phosphorelay signal transduction system. The transcript has a single exon. Bases 1 to 4554 code for a protein of 1517 amino acids. Gene Ontology annotation, molecular function: phosphorelay sensor kinase activity.